GCUAGGAAUGUAAGAGCUGCUUGUAGGCUGAGCGGUGAAGGAGGAGGAGGAGAAGAAGAAGAAGAAGAAACUGUUCUUCUUUUCAGAGUUUUUUUUUUUAAUUUUGGAAAUAAACUUGUACAUUACUGCUGCUGAGAUUGAAAUAUCUGCCAUAUAAACCUGGUGCUGCUAUCGAGACACUUCUGCGGAUCUUCUACGCGUUUGGGUCGCGGUUUCAUUCUUUUCUUUAAGGGAUAUAUCACAUUUCUGUACUCUUCCUCCAUCACCACCAUCACCACCACCAUCACUCCUACCACAGCUCCAUCUCCUCGCCCAGAGCCCAGGCAGGGUGUGAUCCUCGCGCCCCAGAUUUGCACCAUGAGCCAGGCGGACGUGUCCACUUGCUCUGCGCCGCAGCGGGUUUUCCAGGAGGCGGUGCGCCGCGGCAACACCAAGGAGCUGCACUCCCUGCUGCAGAACAUGAGCAGCUGUGAGUUCAACGUCAACUCGUUCGGACCUGAAGGCCAGACCGCGCUGCACCAGUCGGUCAUCGAUGGAAACCUGGAGCUCGUCAAGCUGCUGGUGAAGUUCGGAGCGGACAUCCGGCUCGCCAACCGCGAGGGCUGGAGCGCGCUGCACAUCGCCGCGUUCGGGGGUCACCAGGACAUCGUGCUGUACCUCAUCACCAAGGCCAAGUACUCCAAUGGAGCGCGGUGAUGCAUGGCAUGCAACAUCUCUCUCUCUCUCUCUCUCUCUCUCUCUCUCUCACUCUCUCUCUCUCUCUCUCUGGCCAAAACUUCAGAGAUCGCGGCUCAUUUUUAUUCACCUAAAACCAAAUUAGCGCUAUAGACCUGGGCUUCAAACGGAUCAAAUGUCCUUUAACUAACUCCUGAGUGAUCUGACAUGCAAGUGCAUUGGUACUAAAGCUUUUUCUCUCUCUCUCUCUCCUUUCUUUUAUCGCCCUGAUUGUCAGAAACAUCAGAAAAAAUGACUUCUUUUUUUGCUGGAUGGAUGGAUGACUGGUUGCUCCUCAAAGUUACUGACUUAAAAAAAAAAAAAAAAAUUAAAAAUCAGAACACACACACGGAUGGCACUUGAGGUAUGCUGGAAAAAAGGGAAUUUAUUAUUAUUAUUAUUUUGGGUCAACACUGUUUCUGAGAACCUGAAAUGCCAUGUGGUUGUGAUGAUGAAGAUGGUUUUUUUUUUUUGCAAUCAGUUAAAGCAUUUAUUUCUGAAUAAUAUUCAAAACAUUAUUGAAAAUAACAGCAAGUGGUGUAAAGUUUAAAGUACUGUAUACAAUAGCUUUACUUCUUAAUAAGAGUAGUCCUGCAGUCGCCUACAGCAGAUGAUAUAGAGGUGUGUGUGUGUGUGUGUGUGUGUGUGUGUGUGUGUGUGUGUGUGUGUGUUAAAAAGAAAAAAGAAAAAAACUGCUGCUUUUCGCUUUUCACGUCAGGAAAGUUGCGUUUGGAGUUGAUCAUCUUCUCAGUAUUUUUUCCUUCUUUAAUUUUAACAUCCUGGUCAUCACUGUGAAAUACAGACUGGGGUUCUUAUUUAUGAAGGUACAUUGAUGAUGAUGAUGAUGAUGAUGAUGAUGGUCAUGAUGAUGCAUAUAUAUCAUGUUUGUUUUUUUUUGUUUUUUAAUCCGUGUUUUGGGGAAAACAAGCUGCUUUGCGUUUAUACCCUCAAAAAUAUGUGGAGAUAUAUAUUUUUGGCAUUCUGUGUCCUAGCUUUCUUUCUUCCUUUCUUUCUUUUCUUUUUAAAAGUGCAUAGUUCUCGUGCUUGCUUCCACACACCUGUGUGACGUCACGAUGACAUCAGAAAGGUGUGUUGGAUCGACGGGACGCUAUUGAUCUCCUCAGAACCUUCAGGACCCUCACACUUUCCCCCUGUUGUGUGUUAUGGAUCUCUGCACCAGCUACCUCGACUUUAAAGUAUUCAACUUUUUUUUAAAGCCUAGUGAUCCGUCUCAUAACCUUCAUCGUUUCCUGUUGAAUGCCUGUUCUCCACAAUUUUAAUCUUCACUCGGGAUCAUUUCCGACAACCAAAACUCAAUCAAAAACCAUAAUGAUUAUUAUUAUUAUCAUUAUUAUUAUUUGCAAGUCAGCCGAACGCUCAACUUUGUUUGUCGCCUGUUUGUUUGUGGCCUGAUUUUAUUAAAUGCAGGGAGUUUUUGUUGCACAUAAAAAAAAAAAAAUCACGGAGCCUUUAUUUUAUUCUUUUGUUUUUUUAUUAUUAUGAUUGUUUUUCACGCCCCCUCGUGCCUGCUCGGGUAACUGCAGGAUUUGUGGCUGCAGAGAGAGAGAGAGAGAGAGAGAGAGAGAGAUCGAUCACAAGAGACUACUGAGCACCACUCGACUCACAUACUGCUAAAGAAAGACUGAUGUGUGAUUUAUUGCAGGGAUGAAUAAUCUUCAGAUUUAAGAAAAAAAAAACACAAGAAAUCACACGAGGAAACAGACCUGCGUUUGUGUUUGAGUUUCAGCCGGAUGUGUUUCAAUGCUGCUUUCAUUUACAUUUGAUUUGUUGUUUAUUUGUUUUGUUUUUAAAGCCAACAGCGAGUGAAAGAGGAGUAAAUGUGCAGUUGUAAACCUCCUGAAUGUGUGUGUGUGUGUGUGUGUGUGUGUGUGUGUGUGUUGAAUGCAUACCGCUGUUGAACUGGUUCUUGCUUGUCUGGCCCCGUUGAUAAGCCCUGGUUAGACUUAAAAACAUUUCUUUAAGUAAAAAAUAAAAUAAAUGAAAUAAAACCUGGAGUAGAGUAACACCAAGAGUCUGAGGUGAUCCGAAUAAAAGACUAAAUAUGCAUGUCUUAAACUUGAUAACUUUUUUUUUAAAAAAAUUAUUAUUAUUAUUAUUAUUUUUAGUUGUUGUUUUUUUUUUUUAGGUUUUUUUAAAGUUGCACUGAUGACUGUUCACUCGUUGGCUUUGCGUCAACAUUUUUUUUUUUUUUUUCUAAAUAGAAAAAAAGGAACACGACACAAAAAAAGCUCCAGGUUCUUUUAUUGUCAGUUGUGUACUUGUGUCUAUAUAUAUGUAUGUGUGUGUAUAUAUAUAUAUAUAUAUAUAUAUAUAUAUAUAUAUAUAUAUAUAUAUAUAUAUAUAUAUAAUAUAGUGUAUGUGUAUGUUUAUGUAUAGAAAUAUAUCAAUAAAAAUCCAGGGCGCUUUCUUUUUCGAAGUGCUCUCCCUGUAUAAGGGGAAUAAAGAAUACAUGUGAUGGUAAGAUCAUUGUAAAGGGAAAAAAAAAAAAUCAACCAAUUGUUAAGAAUUGCACGGUGUUGCGGUCAUUUCUGCUCUGAUUUUUGUCAUAACAUUUAUGACAUGGGGAGCCGAAGCGACUCGUUUAGGUGAAAGUGAAUUUGAAAGAGUGGAUUUUCUUUUCUUUUCUUUUUUUUUUGUGGACCAAGUUGUUGCGUCUCGUGAACAAAUUGUGAGUGACUCUAUUUUAUUUGUGAGUGUGAGUGUGUUUGUUUGUUUGUUUUGGACAUUUGUAACACUGUGAUAUGUCGUGUGCUCAGAUGACGGAGUGCUGUAAUAUGUUUUGUACGUUUGUGUACAAGCCAGUAAAGAAUUAAACCUUUAAAAAAGGUG
Molecule: messenger RNA, 3564 nt
Organism: Ictalurus punctatus (channel catfish)
Lineage: Eukaryota; Metazoa; Chordata; Actinopteri; Siluriformes; Ictaluridae
Gene: nrarpa
Product: NOTCH regulated ankyrin repeat protein a
Exons: 1
Coding region: 358-696 (112 amino acids)
Cellular component (GO): cytoplasm
Molecular function (GO): phosphatase regulator activity; protein binding; enzyme inhibitor activity
Source: RefSeq, a predicted model, not a curated record